AUGUUGAUAGGUGUACGGGUAUUCACCACUAGGGUUGAUAAUAGUCAAAUUGAUGAAUUCUGGGAGAAAUUUAUGCACAUAUUAUCGAGGAGUGAUUGUGUAGGUGCCGAGACUAUAUCACAACCAGGAUUGUAUCAGGAAUCCGUUUUUAACAUGCUUCAUGAGCAUAAGAAUCAAGAAUUUAGCGAGGAUAUGUUAAUGAAAUUACAGUUAAAGAUAGAGGAUAAUAACGAGUUCUCAGAGAUGAAUCUACGUUAUCUGUCACCAGAUAUAGUUCAAAUUCUUAUAAAGAAGGAUAAACCCACAGCCAGGGAAUACCUAAAGAGUACUGGUUUCCUAACAGAGGAAGAGCAACUAUUAAUUAAUAAAUUUCACCAUUACACGUUGGAGGCUAUCAUUGUUCAUGUACUUAGCACUUUCUACGACUGUCAGAAUGACCUACCUGCUAUUCGCACUGCCACUCUGAUAGAGCAGAUAGAUAUACAUGUUAGAUAUAUGGCAUCAAUAUUUGGUGUUAAUACAAUGAUGGUUCCAUCAGAUCAAUCAGUGGUUAAAUCUAUCAAAAAUGAGGCUGAGGAUCAAAUCAAAGCUAAAAGAAAGAGUAAAGUAUCAAAUUUCUCGUUCGGUGUGUUAUUGUUAGAAUUCUUAGUUGAUAGAGAGAUUAUUACUAUUGAUAGUACCAUUAAUUAUGAGAAUAAUGAUGUUAUUAAUAAACAUGGUAAACGUUAUAAACGUAUGAACUCGUUUGCAAUAUGCAAUUUCAAUAUGGGGAUCCUCCCCGUGAAGCUCAAUCUACCCAUGGUAUGUAAACCUAAACAAUGGUGUCCUGUAAAUAAUACAAUUAAGAAAGAUUUAUCUAUAACGGAUCUGCAAGGUGGGUACUUGAGUAAGCCUAUAAGCGAAAUAUACAAUACUAAACUUUAUAAAACGCUUCCUCGGUAUAAGUUGUUUUCGUCACGAGAUAUAGAGCACUUUUCUAUUAAAUUAAAUGAGGAUUACCUGAGCUUGUGUGAUAUCAUGAAUGCUUUGCAGGAUCAAGCAUUUACCAUUAACAAGGAUCAAUUUCUUUUUAUUCAUAGACAUUAUGACCUAUUUAUAAAGCAUAAGCUAUCACCAUCAACAGGCUCUCCAACUCGUUCGUAA
Molecule: messenger RNA, 1143 nt
Organism: Humulus lupulus (European hop)
Lineage: Eukaryota; Viridiplantae; Streptophyta; Magnoliopsida; Rosales; Cannabaceae
Exons: 1
Coding region: 1-1143 (380 amino acids)
Source: RefSeq, a predicted model, not a curated record